CAGAGGAAACGAAAUGGCCACAAAGCAGGAGCUUCACAAAUUUUAUCCCUUUCUUUCUCUCCAUCCAUGGCGACAAUUUCUCACUCCUCUUCAAUCCAUCCUCCAUUGUCUUCCUCAAUCUUCUGCUCAAUAACCUCCAUUAACCCCUCACAAUACAUCCCAAUUUUAAACCCUAACAAAACCCUUUUGUCCGCCGUUUCUUCUUACUCGUCCAAGCUCCAUUUAAUUCCUCCACAAGAACACAUUUUUGAUCCCAUUUUAUUAUACACGAGUGGAUUCAAACCCCCUUUGGAUACUCAAACGUUUCUUGCCACAAUCAGCGUUUUGGUUGCGAUUUCCCUCUCACUGUUUCUUGGUCUCAAGGGAGAUCCAGUUCCUUGUGCGAAAUGUGCUGGAAAUGGUGGCACAAAAUGUGUUUUCUGUAAUGAUGGGAAGAUGAAAAUGGAAACAGGCUCAGUUGAGUGUAAAGUAUGCAAGGGUGCAGGAUUGAUACUCUGCAAGAAGUGUGCAGGUUCUGGAUAUUCAAAACGUUUAUGAGUUAGGUUUUGAUAUUUUGUUUUAGCCUCUUAAUAUUAAACAUGAACCUAGUGGAGAUUUGAAAUAUGUUGUAAGUGGCACCUUGUAUAAUUUUGUAAUUAUAUUAUGAUUUCGGGGGCUUUUCACAAUUCAUUUGGUGUGAAUCUUUGUAUUGAGGAAAAGUAGGAACUCAGAUGCAAAAUGCCUUAAAACAUGCUACUUUUGUCAGCUUUUAGAAU
Messenger RNA from Lactuca virosa, 755 nucleotides. Lineage: Eukaryota; Viridiplantae; Streptophyta; Magnoliopsida; Asterales; Asteraceae. The record is from the annotation of a GenBank genome assembly.